AUGCUGGGCCUUCCAGGCCCAAAACGGCCCAAGGAGAGACCGGGCUCCGCUCCCCAGGAAACGAAACUCAUCCCCUCCGCCGCCGUGAGGGUGUGGGGAGCAGGGGAAUUGGGUGGUGUGAUUUCUGGAGAUUUGCCGUUGGUGGGAUGGCCUCAAGGAUGGGCAUGGGUACUGGCACCUACGGUGGUGUAUGGCACACAGUUCAAACUCUGCCUAGUUGCAGUCAGGCAUGUCAGUAAGGCUGUUGAGGUGCUCAGUACCGACCAAUUUGGAUUUGGAAUUGGGAAAGAUUUCCACAGAAAGGAGGCACUUACUGAGCUGCUUGGUCUUGAUAAACAUGUGUACAAUGAUGCCAUGGGUGGCUGGGCGAGGUUUGGGAGUGGUGAUAAAUUGCAGGAGGUUUGGACAAAGAUGGAAGAGGAUGGGCUGGUUCCAGAUGAGGUUUCGCACUGCCAUCUAAUUGAGGGACUGGGUAGAGCAGGGCGGAUUGAGGAUGCACUCAGGGUGUCUGAGGAUAUGGUACAUGAGAGACAUGGUCCAACUACAAUGGCCUACGAUGCACUUAUUUUAAAUUUUCUUUCGGUUGGGGAUUUGGACAGGUGUAUCAAGGAUUACAAGGACAUGUUGGAAAAGAAUUGCACCCCAAAUAUCGACACAUACUCCAAGAUGAUUAAAGCCUUUCUGAAAGGUCGCAGGGUAGCUGAUGUGCUCCACAUGUUUGAUGACAUGUUGGCUCGAGGAGUUCUGCCAAAUACUGGGGGGAUAACAUCAUUUAUCAAUCCCUUGUGCACAUUUGGACCACCUCACUCAAAGCGAGGCAUCCCCUCCGCCGCUGGUAUCCUCUCUCUGAGGAUGCGGAGCCGGAGCCAGCCCCUCCGCCGCUGA
This is a messenger RNA of Miscanthus lutarioriparius, 885 nucleotides long. NCBI's taxonomy places the organism in Eukaryota, Viridiplantae, Streptophyta, Magnoliopsida, Poales, Poaceae. The record is from the annotation of a GenBank genome assembly.